Molecule: messenger RNA, 7552 nt
Organism: Chionomys nivalis (European snow vole)
Lineage: Eukaryota; Metazoa; Chordata; Mammalia; Rodentia; Cricetidae
Gene: Pggt1b
Product: protein geranylgeranyltransferase type I subunit beta
Exons: 9
Coding region: 20-1150 (376 amino acids)
Biological process (GO): protein geranylgeranylation
Cellular component (GO): CAAX-protein geranylgeranyltransferase complex
Molecular function (GO): CAAX-protein geranylgeranyltransferase activity
Source: RefSeq, a predicted model, not a curated record
GUGUCGCUUUCGGAGCAGCAUGGCGGCCACCGAGGAUGAGAGGCUGGCGAGCGGAGAGGGAGAGCGGCUGGAUUUCCUGCGGGACCGGCACGUGCGGUUCUUCCAGCGCUGCCUCCAAGUCUUGCCGGAGCGCUAUUCUUCCCUGGAGACCAGCAGGUUGACAAUUGCGUUCUUUGCCCUCUCAGGCCUGGACAUGUUGGAUUCAUUAGAUGUGGUGAACAAAGAUGAUAUAAUAGAAUGGAUUUAUUCCUUGCAGGUUCUUCCCACAGAAGACAGGUCAAAUCUAAAUCGCUGUGGUUUCCGAGGCUCUUCAUACCUGGGUAUUCCAUUCAACCCAUCAAAGAGCCCUGGGACAGCGCAUCCUUAUGACAGUGGACACAUAGCAAUGACCUACACUGGCCUUUCAUGUCUGAUUAUUCUUGGAGAUGACUUAAGCCGAGUAGAUAAAGAAGCUUGUUUAGCAGGCUUGAGAGCACUUCAGCUUGAAGAUGGGAGUUUUUGUGCUGUCCCUGAAGGCAGUGAGAAUGACAUGAGGUUUGUGUACUGCGCUUCCUGUAUCUGCUACAUGCUCAACAACUGGUCAGGCAUGGAUAUGAAGAAAGCGAUCAGCUACAUUAGAAGGAGUAUGUCUUAUGACAAUGGGCUGGCACAGGGAGCGGGACUUGAAUCUCAUGGAGGAUCAACCUUUUGUGGCAUUGCAUCACUGUGCCUGAUGGGUAAACUGGAAGAAGUUUUUUCAGAAAAAGAACUAAACAGGAUAAAGAGGUGGUGUAUAAUGAGGCAGCAGAAUGGAUACCAUGGAAGACCUAAUAAGCCUGUUGACACCUGUUACUCCUUCUGGGUGGGAGCAACUUUAAAGCUUCUGAAAAUUUUCCAGUAUACUAACUUUGAAAAGAACAGGAAUUACAUCUUAUCAACUCAGGAUCGGCUCGUGGGAGGAUUUGCCAAAUGGCCAGACAGUCACCCAGACGCUUUGCAUGCAUACUUCGGGAUCUGCGGCCUGUCCCUAAUGGAGGAGAGUGGAAUCUGUAAGGUUCAUCCUGCUCUGAAUGUAAGCACACGAACUUCUGAGCGCCUUCAAGAUCUCCAUCAAAGCUGGAAGACCAAGGACUCUAAAGAGUGCUCAGAGAAUGUCCAUAUUUCCACUUGACUGACCCUGGGUCGUGGGUUUGUAGCGUAACUGUAGCUCAAGGUUAAAAGCCAUGUGUAACCAAGUGUGCUCUUUUUUAAGGGGUAGUCUUAAGUCAAAGCUUGUACUGCUAACACUGCAGGAUUGGUCUUGAUCCAGUAACCACUGUACUGGAUUUCAAGACCUCCUCAGGACUCUGUUGUGGCCCUUAAGUGUUUAUACCGUGUUUCUGAGAAGUUUCUUGGGGGAGAUCUGCUCUAUGUAUGAAUGUGUGUUAUCUUCUUAAAACCCUCCAGUACAAGUUCUGGCUUACAAAAUGGACAUAAUUUUUCAAGUUUACACUUCAUAUGGCAUUGAUAAUCUUGAGGUGAGCAUUUAGUGAUCACUUAAAAAUGUCUACUGCUGAUGGUAAGAAAUUUACUUUAUUUAAUUAAGUAUCUGAAUUAUUCUUUAAAAAUCGAUGCUCUUAUAAUUUUCUUCAAGAAUAACAUAUUUUGUGUUAUUCUUAAGAUGUGCCAACUAGACUUGUGUAACCUAAACGGAUGAAAUUAAAAGUUCAUAGUAAGGAAAAAUAGGCUUAACUAAUACUAUAGUUUUCUACAGAGAGAGUCUACAUAACUGAGGGAGAAGUGAUUGAACUGUGAAAUUAUGAAUGAGAAGGUUCUGUGUUGUGUGUCUUUAUUAGAGGUUCCUUGGAUGAGUACCUGUUUUGUUUUGUUUUAAUCCCAAAUCACUGGCUACUUUUUGUCCGGGGCAAGGGAGGAAAUAAUCUUGGCUAUUUAGAAACAAAGACAUUCGGUGAUCUAUUCUUCUGAAGUUCAUGACACUGUAAAUUAUACUUGUACAGUUCUUUUUAGUUCCUUGGCUGUUUUAUUUUCUUUUUUUUUUUUUCUCAAUAUUUUAUAGCCACUAUAGUUAGCUGCUUUAUCUCUCACUUACCAGGUUGAGCAUCUUUAACCCAAAAUUUAAUAUCUGGCCAGGUAGUGAGGCAUAUGCCUUUAACUCAGCACUCAGGAGGCAGAGGCAGGCAGAGCUCUGUGAGUUCAAGGGCAGCUAGAACUACAUAGUGAGACCUUGUCCGUCCGCCCCCCCCCUCAAAAAAAACAGCAGCAACAAAAAUAAUAAAAAUUCAUUAUCUGAAAUGGUCCAGAAUCUAAAUUUUUUGACUGUUAGUAUGACACAGUUGGAAAAUUCCACCACUUCAUACAGCAGGUCUCAGAUGAAUAUCAGGGACACGGUAAAUAGUGUGUAAAGCUGCUUGAAACUACUGAGUAAAAGGUAUGAAAUAAAUGCAUUCCGUGGUCAGGUGCAGGUCCCAUCCGCAAGAUAAAGUGUAUAUGUAAAUGGUCCGAAAUCUGAAAACAGAAUCUAACAUCUGAAACAUUACUUUUAGUUCCAUGCAUUCUGGAUAGUGAUACUCAGCCUGGAAAUGAUUUUCUAAUGUUUUUAAGUUUGAUAAAUCUUUAACUACAAACAGAACCACGAAAGUAUACAUAAUCAUUUUUAUUUUUCUAUUUUUGACUAAGUGGGAAGAAAAUAUAUCCAUCUAGAGGGGAUAAACUAUGGUUUUACUUAUUCAUUGUCUUAUCUUAAUUCUGUAAACUAACAACCAAAAGAAGUUGGUGUAAAAUCAUUAGCAGUCAACUCGUCAUUAAAUCACAGCCAUGACUCGGUGACAGGAGGGGAAUCUCUUCACUUAGAGGAAAUGGAUGUGUUGGUCUUGCUAAUAAUAAAAGUUAUAUCAUUAAUCUGCAGACAUCAUUGUAAAAGCUAAAUUAUUAGUGUUACUGGGUAGAUAAUAACAUCUUCAUUAUUAACUAAAGAGACAUUUCCUAAAUAAUAAUUCUAAAGGGAAACCUGCCAUAUGAUUAAAAAUAAUACAUCACUUGUUGGCAUGCUUAGUUUUAGGAUUGAGUUUGCAAAGUCCACUAACGCAGUGCUGGGAGUCCAGCUGAUGGCCUGACUCCCUGGCUUUGAUCCUUGGCCCCAAAACUAACAAACCAACCAAGUCGUCUUUAUAAAUCAGUCUUCCAGUGGUGGAGAGAAAAGCUUCACCAACAUUGUCAUCCCAUGAGUUGUCCAGUUGUUUCUGUUUAAAUCCAAGCAAAUAACAACAAUCCUGUCUCAGCCUGAGUUAUCUCUUAAACAUUAAGAACUGAAACAGCAAUAUGGAAAUUCUCUAGGUGUAUAGCAGAAGCCAAUGUUUUUCCUGAGUUGCUGUCAGUUAUAGAAGGUAAGAAAAUUGGUUAUUAAUAAGUAGAAGAUUUAUAACAUAAAAGUAAUUUAUAUUUUCAAACUCCUUGAGUAAUUUAUUGGCAAAGGAAUAUUAAUGGCAGAAUAAUUUUACUAUACUCUAAGAGGCAAGGUUCCACGUGAUACUUUAUGGACCAGUGAAUGUUCGUGUUUCAUAGAAACAUAUCAACCAAAAAAUGUUGAGUUGUUUUGAAGUACGGAAAAACUCUUUCUAGCUUUUCCUAAAUAGUUGUGUCUAAGAAACUGUUUACUAAUAGAGUGAAUUCUGAGCACUGUUUUACAUAGAACCUGUUCUCUAGCAGUAGUGGCAGUAAGAGGAGAAGCAUGAAGUGAGGAUGUGCAGCACCGUUCCCUCCCAGCCGGCCUCUCUCCAUUUCCUUAGUGUACUUUCGAAGAGUAAUAGCAAGAAACAUUUAUUUAUCGCCUACAGUUUUAGGUUUGACCUGUAAUACUUGUUUUUAUUAGACUUUAAAAUUGGUAUUUAUAAGUAAUAAAGUUCAGAUAUAAAUUUUACUGACAGUGGUGAUAAUUUGAAGUGUCAGACCUGAUACUAUUUGAUAAACAGAGUGAUGGAGGUUGUCUGAAGCAGGGUGAGUUGAGGUUUAUACCACAUAUCUGCCCGUGAGCUGCAUGAUCUUAAACCCAAUUUUCCCUGUUGGUAAAAUGAAGUAAACAUUAGACUAAUUUCAGUAGGCAGAUUCAGGAUUAAAUGAGAUAGUAUAUUAAAAGCACUUUUUCUAAUUAUAGUUUCAUAUGACCAUAAAAGUGUUUUUAAAAAUUUCUUAUAUAAUAGAAAUCUUAACAGGGUUUAAACUGAAGGAAGAUGCUGCCAAGAGAGUAGCCUUUUUAACUUUCCCAAUAAGUAACAGAAGGAAUAUCAAGUAUAGCCACAGUCAUUGCAAAACUAGGUGACAGGUGGUACCAGCCUGAGCCUCAGCAUACAAUGAAAGAACAAAUGUGACGUGUGUGGUUUUGGCCAGCAUAGUUUCACCUCUACAGAGGAUCGAGGAGGAAAGCAGCCCGGUUCUGAAGCCCUGCAAAUCGGAGAACUGUGGUAUUGCCAUGUUCUCACUGCAGAGGGCAGUGGGCAAUCUGAAAAUGAAGGCUGAAACUCGACAGAGCUGUACAGAAUCCUGCCAGUGAUCUGGUGAGUGCGGGGCAGUGGAAGAUGUGUUGGUCAUAGUAGAUAGGACAGCCUGGCCUGAUCUGUGUGCUGUUUGAAGUUAGGGAAAGCACAGCACUGGGAAGAAACUAGUAGAAUUAGAAUCCAAACUGGACAGGCUAGGCAUGCGACAUAAAGGAGAGAUAGCUAAAAUAAGUAUUGGGAGGAAAGGCCCGUAGACACAGAUGCAUAAAUAUAGGCAUGUUCAAUCAUUUAAAUCACAGGAAAAGGAAGGGUACUGAGAAGAUAGAGCCACUUUGGAGCCACUUUCUAGAGCAACUCUUCCUUCUAAACAACAAUUUAACCUAAAGAAAAAAACAGGUGAGCAUUCGGUUCCCAGAAUUAGAGUGAACCAGACCAAGGCCCAUGAAACCUAACAGCAGGGCAUGGCAGCAGCAUAUAGUGUCUGCAGUGACACACAUUGUCUCAGAACUGGGGCAAGGAAAGCAGCGAAGAAAUAUGUAUAGCUCAAUAAAAACAAUUAAAAAAAGAAUUGGAGCACGAAGCAAAAUGAAACCAAGCAGAGGAAGGAGGCAAAACAAUAAUGCAAAAGCCAUUUAGUCUUAAGUCAAGAAAUGCAAAGGCUCCUUUGGCAUGGUCGGAAUCCUCAGGGAAAUGACCCAUCAGCUAACGUCUUUAAGACAGAGGAGGAGCAAGCAGGAAAACAUAAGUGACAAAGGGAAGGGCCACUAAACACAACUGAUUGCCAGUUGUCUUAGGAUUCUCACACAAAUUCAAAGGAAGUUUUUAGAGAAAAAUGCAAAUUGAUAAAAUUCAAUGCAGAGAAUACAGCUACCAUAGGAAAAUGCAAACAAAAGAUCAUUGUACAAUCUUGUAAGACUGAAGAAUCUCAACAUUGCUUUAAUAAUUCCAGAAGCCAGAAAAAGGAUCUUGAAUCUCAAAUUGCUGCAUAAAAGGAAAAUUUUCUUAUGUUUACUUUGUAAAGUUGAUAAAAUGACAUAAAUUUAAAAACACAACAAAAAUUAUGGCAAAAAAGCAAAUUCUGGGCCAUUCAGGCUUACUAGUAUCUCCACAGACUGGGGCGAUAGCUCUUUUGGCGGUGUUUGCCACUCAGUCACAAAGACCUGAGCUUGAUCCCCAGCACCCAAGGCAAAAGCCAAGCUUGAUAUUGCGCACUUGUUCGCAGCGCUGAGAAAGCAGAAACAGGCAGAUGCUGGAACCUGUCGGCUAGCCAGCCCAGCCUAAUCGAUGAGCCCCAAAUCCCCCAACAACCCUUUCUAGAAAUAAGGUGAGGCAGGGGAGCUCUUUCAGUUGGUAGAGGCUCUUGCUACACAAGCCUGGCAACCAAAUUAGAUUUCCUAGAAUCCAUGUAAAGGUGGAAAGAGAAAACCAGCUCCACAGAGUUGUCCUAUGGCCUCGUGCAUGUCAUGACAUGUAUACCCAUACACACUAAUAAUAAUACAUCUUAAAACCUGAAGAGAACAGGAUCAUCUACUUGAAAAACCCCAAGGUAUUAUUUUGAGACACCAAACCGUAAGAGAACCUAAGUAGCAGCGGUCGUUAGCGUGCAGGCAGCGCGAGGACUGCGUUUUCACAGUCCCACAAGACGGAGCCCAGUGUUGUCAGAAAUCACCUUCUUCCAGCCAGGUCCGCUGUUGUGAGCUUUCCAUAAGUGCGACUGUAUGGUGUAUACACUGUGUCUUACUUGGCUUCUUUGCCCUAGAAGAGAAUACAAGGGCUCUCUGGUGCUGAUUACAUAGGUGCAUCCAUUUUAUGAAUAUUUACCAAGCUGUACCAUCAAUCAUGCUUUGUGCACUGUUCUGUGUAUGUAAAUACAACUCAAUAAAAAUGUUUAGUUAAAAAAAAGACUACAUAACUAUAUCUGCAUAAAUCCAGGCCAUUUGGACGACACACCUCUAGAUCUCUGUCUGUGAUUACUAAACCAGGAGACUCACGUGUGAACUCAAUCAGACUUGUUUAAAACACCUCCAUGAGAAAAUCCUGCUUUGGAAAAAGAAAACUCUUGGAAGGCAACAGACUCGAAUAAGUGUGUCCUUACUGUUAAUAGGAAGACAGCAUGAAAACAGUUUUCUUGCGUUAGUUUGUAAAUUUAAUGCCACUGCCAUAAACACUGUGCUCGCUGAAUGAGAGAACGUAUUAGACUGUCCGUUAAAACUGAGAAAGCGAGAAGAAACCAGCCCUGCCAGACACAGAACUGAGUAUGUGCGCGCUUUGCUCAGGCAGGCCCAUGUCUACACAUUUAUAUUAAGCGCAGAAAUGGAUGCUGUGCUUUGAGGAUCUUCCAGUGUGUUUGUAAGUCAUAGGAAAGACACUCUUUAUGAUACGUUCAUACAGUGUGACACUUACACAGGUGUUAAGACACACAGUGAUGUUUGUGAUAUAUUGCUAAGUGAACCAAAAGUUUGGUAUUAAAAACUAGUUGUGUAAACAAGGAAAAUGAAACGUUAGAAUAGUCCCAGCAGCACAUUAGAAUAAAGGCAGCAUCUGAAAUCAGUGAGAGAGGGAACUUUUAACUAAGUACCUAGUUACCUAAGUAACUGUGUAAUUGUUCACAUAUUUACACAUUCUUCAUAGCUUCAUCUGUCUCAAACCUCUGCAUGUGCACUAUACACCAAGAUAUUGUAUAUUCUGUAUUGUAAAUUUCAGUCAUUCUGUGAUACGAUGUCUCUCAAUAUGUGGAUUUUAACAGUUGUGACAAAUAAGUUGCUGUAAGGUUCUUGAGAAUGUAUUUCCACACUACCUAUUUGUGUGUUCCUUUUAGGUGAGUUUGUGAAUAUGGAAUUGUUGGGAUAAACUUUUGCACAUUCUAAAUUCUGGUAGCUCUUGGCAAGUUGCUGCCUAAGAAAGCCUUGCUUCCACAGCUUCUGUGAAAGGAAUCUGCUAGUCAGGUUCUCUGUGGCAUCGGGAAAGACUGGUGGCUUAUUCCUUGUCCUCAUCUUGUACCUUAAUCUAAGAGUCGCUGGCAUUAGGUCUGUAUUCCCAGCAAUGGUUCCAGCACUAGAGCACAUGCCUUCCAUGUGUGUUCU